GACAGAAGAAGAAGCUGAAAUUAACAGUCUAUUAGACAGCUUAGGCCCAUGUUUUCACGAGUGGUGGGGGUACUGGUGUGCUUGCUGUUAACGCUGACUUACUACCUCCUACAGUUCCUGGUUAUAAAACACCUUUCAGGCUUCUUCCUACUGGGAUGAAAUCAAAUUUGACUAAUGCCGAAAUGACAAAUCUCAGGAAGAUUGGUAAAACACGCCCGUGUCAUUUUGUUGGUAGGAACAAGAAUCACCAAGGAUUGGCAGCUGCUAUACUCAAAAUCUGGGAAAAAAGUCUGAUUGCAAAGAUUGCUGUGAAGCGAGGUAUCCAGAAUACAAAUAACAAACUUAUGGCAAAUGAGAUAAAGACAGUGACAGGGGGUGUCCUGCUACUCAGAAACAACUAUUACAUUGUAAUAUACCGUGGAAAGGUCUUCCUUCCUUCAAGUGUGGCAGCUACAUUGGCAGAACGACAAGAACUAACAAAAGAGAUUCAAGGUGUUGAAGAGAGGGUAAGAAAUCGAGACAUUGGGGCAACUCAGCCUGUUGAAGACAAAGUACCAGCGGAAGCUGGCACUCUAGACGAGUUUUAUGAGGCUCAAGCCCGCUGGGGGGGAAAAGAUAACUCUGGAUCAUGUUGAGAAAAAAUGAUUGAAUAAGCUUCAAGGGUCGCAAGUGCCAGAGUUGUGAAACGAGUCCAACACAAACUAAACCUUGCUCAAUCGAAAUUUAAAAAGCAGAGAAACUGUUGUCCAAAAUAGAAGCCUCCAUGAUUCCAGACGGACCUGAUUAUGAUCAAGAGGUCAUCUCUG
Eruca vesicaria subsp. sativa (arugula) is the source of this 806-nucleotide messenger RNA. NCBI's taxonomy places the organism in Eukaryota, Viridiplantae, Streptophyta, Magnoliopsida, Brassicales, Brassicaceae. The record is from the annotation of a GenBank genome assembly.